Macrobrachium nipponense is the source of this 1663-nucleotide messenger RNA. RefSeq names its product putative GPI-anchor transamidase. The transcript has 8 exons. Gene Ontology annotation, cellular component: GPI-anchor transamidase complex. The coding region runs from base 1 to 1158 and encodes 385 amino acids. Gene Ontology annotation, molecular function: GPI-anchor transamidase activity. NCBI's taxonomy places the organism in Eukaryota, Metazoa, Arthropoda, Malacostraca, Decapoda, Palaemonidae. Gene Ontology annotation, biological process: proteolysis; attachment of GPI anchor to protein. The record is from RefSeq and is a predicted model, not a curated record.
AUGGCAAAAUCACGACUGAAUACCCAAAAUCCAAUCUUGAUAUUUGGUCAGUUCGGCAAAUAUGUCAUCGUAAACAUUGCCAAUUAUCAGCUGAUAUCACAGCACACUGUUUACAAAAUGAAAUACAGUACUCAGAGUAUGGGAGUGGGUGACAUUCUUGAUCAGGAUGCAUCCUUAGCAAAUUUUGUUAAGGGAAAAACCCACACCAAUAAUUGGGCAGUCUUGGUUGAUACUUCACGAUUUUGGUUUAACUAUCGCCAUGUGGCCAAUGUGCUAUCGAUGUAUCGAUCAGUCAAAAGACUGGGAAUCCCUGAUAGCCAGAUCAUCCUUAUGGUGGCAGAUGACAUGGCCUGCAAUCCUCGAAAUCCUCGUCCAGCAACAGUCUUUAACAAUGCACAUCAGCAUAUAAAUGUAUAUGGUGAAGAUGUGGAAGUGGAUUACAGAGGAUAUGAGGUAACAGUUGAAAACUUUGUGAGACUUCUUACUGGACGUUUAACUCCAAGCACUCCUCGCUCUAAGAGACUUUUGACAGAUGAUGGCUCGAAUAUACUGAUUUAUAUGACAGGCCAUGGAGGAGAUGGUUUUUUAAAGUUCCAGGAUUCAGAAGAAAUAACCAAUGUUGAAUUGGCAGAUGCUUUUGAACAGAUGUGGCAGAAGCAGAGGUACAAUGAAAUCCUCUUCAUCAUUGACACAUGCCAAGCAGCAUCUAUGUAUGAACACUUUUACUCACCAAAUAUAUUGGCCAUUGCAUCAAGCUUAGUUGGUGAAGAUUCAUUGUCGCAUCAUGUUGAUCCAGCAAUUGGUGUGUACAUCAUAGAUCGUUUUACAUACUAUGCCCUGGACUUUCUUGAGAAAGUUACCCACCUGACAGUAAGAAAGACUCUAGCCCAGUUCUUUCUUCAAGUUUGUCCAAAGCGAGUAUGCAUAUCUACUGUUGGUGUCCGACGAGACCUUUACAAGAGAGAUCCAAAUAAUGUACUUGUCACAGAGUUCUUUGGCUCGGUGAGGAAUGUAGAGCUGUUUGAUAACCUUUUGAACUUCCCAGUCUGUGGUUCCUACAAUAUGUCAAAGUUUGUACCUGUGAAAGAGGACGCUAGCACCCGAGAAGGAGGUCCACUAAUGUAUGCAGACCAGCUUCCCAUACAUCGGAUAUCAUGAGUAACAAACUGAUUUGGACUGUUACAUCAAGAAGUGUUGUAGGAUAAUUAAGUAUACUUGAAAAGCAAGCAUGAAGCUUUCAACAUAAUGAUCAAAACUAAUAUACAGUGAAAUGUGAUGUGCAUCAUGUCAUAUGAAAAUUGCAUUAAAACUGAUGUCAAGGAAUGAAAUAAGUUAUUAACAAAUAUAAUAUACAGUAUUCCUAUUAAGAACUGACGUGCCAGUUAAAUAUUGUUACCUACUCAUAUAUUGGGUAGAACCAACUUCUAUUUAUUCACAUUCCAUACUGUAAGGUAUUUAGACAAUUUUCAUUGUCAUUUAAGUUUUCAUGCACUACAAUAUUUAGACAAUUUUGAAUUACUGCACUGAUGUUCCAUAACUUUGAUAAAUUUUAUUCACAUAUCAGUAUACAUUUAGACGGAUUCGUUGUAACUGUUUGACUUUAUAUUUGUUUAUAAUUGUAAAUAUACUGUAGAAUAAAUCUUGUGAAUAAAUGUUAAGUUCA